AUGGUAUCCAAGAUCUCUUUUGUUGACGUGAAAAUUCCCUCCUCAUUCAGGUAUCAACUCCGCACUGCUGUCACAUUAGACCGCGAAGCCGCCGACAGUUAUCGUGUGGGUGUUACCUGUUCCGAUAAGGGAACGCCAUCACAGAAUACGACUGGCUUCGUUGUUGUACGCGUGCUCGAUGUGAAUGACUUUGCACCCAGCUUCAGCAAAGUGCACUAUAUAUUCUCUCUCCCCGAAGACCAACCGCUUAAUUCAACCACCUUCAAUUUAACAGCCACGGACAAAGAUGAAGACAAAAAUGCUGCUCUUGAGUACAAGCUGGUGGGAGCCCAUGCCGACUUUUUCAACAUUAACCCAGACUCAGGAACGGUGCAGUUGCAGCGUGCUCUCGAUCGUGAAAAUCAGCCCCAACUCAGCUUGUCAGUUAUUGCAUCGGACAAGGGGACACCUGCUCAAACUGGCACGGCGGACAUCACCGUGGUUGUCACUGAUGUGAAUGAUAAUCCACCUACAGUUACCUCGAAAGUGACGUUCAGCGUUUUCGAAAACCACUCAGCAGGUGAGUUCCAAAAACAAGAAAUAAGGGUUUAUUGCAUACUUAACUGGCAAAUUCUGUCAGUUAAGCCAAAGUUGCUGCAAUUUUCAUUGCCCUGUAAUUUUUUCUGCACGAGUAUCAUAAACGAUGAAGUCAAACUCUAA
Messenger RNA from Dibothriocephalus latus, 699 nucleotides. The record is from the annotation of a GenBank genome assembly. NCBI's taxonomy places the organism in Eukaryota, Metazoa, Platyhelminthes, Cestoda, Diphyllobothriidea, Diphyllobothriidae.